Molecule: messenger RNA, 2851 nt
Organism: Lutzomyia longipalpis
Lineage: Eukaryota; Metazoa; Arthropoda; Insecta; Diptera; Psychodidae
Product: putative inorganic phosphate cotransporter
Exons: 8
Coding region: 1214-2638 (474 amino acids)
Biological process (GO): monoatomic anion transport; transmembrane transport
Cellular component (GO): plasma membrane
Molecular function (GO): transmembrane transporter activity
Source: RefSeq, a predicted model, not a curated record
GCCUUUAUUUGUCGUGGAAAGAAACUGUUGGAAUUUUCUUCUCUUUUUUUUUCCUCUUGUGUGUAAAAGCCAAUUAGAUUUUCCAACAAGCUGCGAGCCACUUGAACCUCCUCAUGGUCGUGCGUUUAGAAAUGAAAAGAAAAAUAGCACACAGAGAUGGGGCUUUUUCUGUGUUGUUGUGGAGAGAAUCUGCAGUUUGAUUGGUAAUAGAAAAAAAUUGAUAUUACGUGGUGUGGGAUAGAGCUAACAGGUGUGUGAGAAAAAAAACAGCAGCAGAGAUAUCCAACAAUUGAGCACUAAGGAGCGGAACGCGUAUAAAAGUUGUGAUUGAACUUCUCAUUGAGUGCAGAAUCAAUUUAGCAAGUGCUUUGAUCGGAUUGUCCACUAAACAAUUUCAUUCUCUCUAUAGCCACCACAUUGGGCCCGUUGUGAUCAUUUUGCUUAUAGCUGUGUUCCCGCGUGCUACCUGUGUCACGUGCGCGAAGUUUCCUUUUUUGUGCGAAUAUUUCGGUGCCUUGAACCUCGUGGAAAAAAAUAAAAAUAUUUACUCUGUGCUGUGAAUUUUGAGUGCAAGAAACGCGAGAAACAUGCAAAUUGGCCGUGUAAACAUUUCCUCCUAAAGUGGGUGCAAAUUGUUGAGCUAAAAAGUUCCAAAGUGCAGUGGAGACGCCGGGUUGUUCCUUGAAAAGAUUUAUUUUCCUUUCUCACCCCUUCUGUGCCCAAAAAUUCUCACCAAUUGUGCUCCUUCUACAUUCGCCUUAAACUUGAGAAUUUUCCGAGUUUUCUCACACUUUGAACAAUUCUUCGCGGGAGAGAGAAAAAAAAGUUUUAUUGCGGAAAUAAGUGACGGAUGAAACGGAAGGAAGAAACGAUAGCACAUCAUUCGGGGAACAUAUUGAGCUGUUUUGUGGAGUAUUAAUCUGGGCAAAUUUUGUGUGGUGAAGUGCCUGUGAAAGAGUGUUUAUUGCCCCCACACAUUGAAUGUUCUUUUUGGCGCCAAAUGGAACGGAAUAUGUGGUAAAAUUUGUCCAAUAUCACUUGAUAUAGUGACACAAUCUGGAUGCGAUAGCAACAAAAAAGCAGAAGACACGGCAAUCUCCAUCGCCAUAAACGCCCAUCAUUUUGCCCACUAAAACUCUAUCGCAGGGAUUACGCAGAGCUUUUGGCUUUGACUUUGGGGCUCUUUCACACGAACAUAAAUCAACCCACCGCAAUGGAUGAGAAGAAACAACCGUCGCCACCGGGUGGGCUCUUUGGUGUUCGGCACCUGCAGACCUUCCUCCUCUUCCUCUGCCUAACAAUCGCCUACGCCAUGCGCGUCAACCUGUCCGUGGCAAUUGUUGCGAUGGUGGACAGAAAUUCAACUAAUCCCGACUUUGAGGAGUACGAUUGGGAUGAGAAGACACAGUCUGUGAUUCUCAGCAGUUUCUUCUGGGGUUACAUUGUCACGCAAGUUCCAGCUGGGAAGCUUGCCCAAACUUAUGGAGCAAAGCUCAUGUUAAUCUUCGCCAUGGCCAUUUGUUCCGCCCUAAAUAUUCUUACACCUUUCGGGGCAUCGUACGGUGGGUGGAAGCUCGUGGUUGCAUCGAGGGUACUUCAGGGACUCUGUCAGGGCUUCAUCUUCCCAUCCACCCACACUCUCCUCUCCAAAUGGGCCCCAGUCUCCGAGAGAGGAAAACUCAGCACAUACUGCUACUCAGGUUCACAGUUCGGUACGGUGAUUAUGCUCUCGGCCAGUGGCUUCCUUGCCUCAUCCUUCCUCGGUUGGCCCAGUGUUUUCUACGUCUCUGGCUUUGCUGGGGUCUUCUGGUCCAUCUUGUGGUACUUCUUUGGUGGCAAUUCACCAGCUGAAUUCAAGAGUAUAUCCCCCGAAGAAAAGGAAUUCAUUGAAAAAUCCCUCGGAGUACCGGAAAAGGAGGGAAAGAAGAGCACAUCAACGCCAUGGCUUUCAAUUUUCACCUCCCUGCCCUUCUUGUCACUCAUGUUGGUGCAUUGUGGGCACAAUUGGGGCUUCUGGACACUCCUCACGAAGAUCCCCACGUACAUGAAGAAUGUCCUCGAUAUGGACAUCAAGCAGAAUGCUCUCCUGUCAGCCCUGCCCUACUUGGCCAUGUGCCUCAUGAGCUACGUCUUCAGCUAUCUCGCCGACAUCCUGUCGCGUCGUGAAGUAAUCCCACUCCACGUCAGUCGAAAGCUCUUCAAUAGCAUCGGACAUCUUAUCCCAAUGCUGGCUCUCAUUGCUCUGGGCUACGUGACAAAGGAUAGCGUAGACAUGGCUGUGGGACUCCUCACAAUUGCGGUGGGAAUUAAUUCAGCAACCUACCUUGGAUUCCAGGUCAACCACAUUGAUUUGGCGCCAAAUCACGCUGGAGUUCUCAUGGGUAUCACAAAUGGAGCUGCUAAUGUUAUGUCUAUCAUUGCUCCCCUUGUUGUGGGCUUCGUUGUCCAAGACUCGACUGAUCCAUAUCAGUGGAGGCUCGUCUUCUUCAUCUCUGCAGCCAUUUACUUAAUCGGCAACACACUCUUUGUCAUCUUUGGCCGAACAGAGGUUCAAUCGUGGAACAAUCCCGAACCGAAGAUUGUCUCAACCGUCUCAACCAAAGAGAAGGAGAUCGAGGAAGGAAGAUGCCCAAAGUGAUUUUGCAUUUAAACUUUACUUCUUUUUUUUUCCUUUUACAUAUAUAAAUUAUUUUCCUUGUCAAAUUUUUCCUGCUGCCUAGUGUUUUAAGGAUUUAUAUUGUAAUUUUUUUUUAGGAUAUUACAUAAUAAUUUGUUGUUAACAAUCCUACCAAUUUGCUAAGUGAAAAUGAAAAGAAAUUAAGUAAAAAUACGUUCCACUAAAAAUUAAAAA